AUGGAGGAGCGAUCUACCGCCCCAAUAUCAGACAGCUGCCUUGGCUGGAAGAACAUGCAGCCAAUGCCAGUGAAGUCAAGGCCUGGUGCAAUGCAAGUCAUGGACGAGACAGGGAUUUUUUCGGUUGUUUGUGGACAUGGAAUUGUUCAAUUCCUGAUCGACAUGGUCCAAAGUGGGGAGUUGUAA
Cantharellus anzutake is the source of this 186-nucleotide messenger RNA. RefSeq lists its product as uncharacterized. The transcript has a single exon. The coding region runs from base 1 to 186 and encodes 61 amino acids. The record is from RefSeq and is a predicted model, not a curated record. NCBI's taxonomy places the organism in Eukaryota, Fungi, Basidiomycota, Agaricomycetes, Cantharellales, Hydnaceae.